CCGGCUGUUAUGGAGACCCGCGGCGCGAGCGGGCGGCGAUGAUGGGUAGCAAUGGCCCGGGCGGGCGGCUGCAGCGACGCGGCGGCCCCGGAGCGCGCGGGGGGCGCGGCGCGGGCCGAGCCGUGGGAGCUGUCCCUGGAGGAGGUGCUGAAGGUGUACGAACAGCCCAUCAACGAGGAGCAGGCCUGGGCCGUGUGCUUCCAGGGCUGCCGCGGGCUGCGGGGAGCGCCGGGCGGCGGGCGCCGCAUCCGGGACACGGCGGACAUCCUCCUGCGCAGGGACGGCUCGGUCGGCGCGCGGCGGGAGCCCGAGCCCACAACCAUGGUGGUACCACCAGCCAGCUCCGAAGCCCAGAUGGUGCAGUCACUGGGCUUUGCCAUCUAUCGUGCACUGGACUGGGGGCUGGAUGAGAGUGAGGAGCGUGAACUCAGCCCACAGCUGGAGCGGCUCAUUGACCUCAUGGCCAACAGCGACUGUGACGACAGCAGCUGCGGAGCAGCAGAUGAAGGCUAUGGGGGUCCAGAGGAGGAGGAGGAGGCUGAAGGCAGCCCCCGUGCUGUGCGCACCUUCACCCAGGCCAUGCGACUGUGUGCAGCACGCCUGACGGACCCCCAUGGCGCACAAGCCCAUUACCAGGCUGUGUGCCGUGCGCUCUUUGUGGAGACACUGGAGCUGCGGGCCUUCCUGGCCCGGGUCCGAGAGGCCAAGGAGAUGCUGCAGAAGCUGGGGGAGGAUGAGCCGCGGGUGGAGAAGCCACUGGCUGAGCUUGACAACCUGGGACACACGGACUGGGCCCGGCUGUGGGUCCAGCUCAUGCGGGAGCUACGCCAUGGGGUGAAGCUAAAGAAGGUGCAGGAGCAAGAGUUCAACCCCCUGCCCACUGAGUUCCAGCUCACCCCCUUCGAGAUGCUGAUGCAGGACAUCCGUGCCAGGAACUACAAGCUGCGUAAGGUCAUGGUUGAUGGGGACAUCCCUCCCAGGGUGAAGAAGGAUGCACAUGAGCUCAUUCUGGACUUCAUCCGUUCCCGACCUCCACUGAAGCAGGUCUCUGAGAGACAACUUCGCCCAUUACCACAGAAGCAGAGGACCCUGCAUGAGAAGAUCUUAGAGGAAAUCAAACAGGAGCGGAGGCUGCGUCCGGUGGGAGGCCAGCACUUGGGUGCCCGUGGGUUUGGCUCUCUGCCCUGUAUCCUCAACGCCUGCUCCGGGGAUGUCAAGUCCACUUCCUGCAUCAACCUGUCUGUUACGGAUGCCGGGAGCAGCAGCCAGCGUCCAAGGCCCCGUGUUCUGCUUAAAGCCCCUACCUUAGCAGAGAUGGAGGAGAUGAACACAUCUGAGGAAGAAGAGUCUCCAUGUGGGGAGGUGACGCUGAAGCGGGAUCGCUCUUUUUCGGAACAUGACCUGGCCCUGCUCCAGAGCGAGGUGGUGUCUGGCCUGCAGCCGGCCUCUCAGCCCCCGGGAGGGAUGGAGCCACCCCGGCCCCGAGCAGGCAGCGUGCACACCUGGAGGCCCAGCACUCGAGACCAGGUUUCCUGUCCUGUGAGUAUCCAGUCCUGGACUGACCCCAGCUCUCCCCCACUCAGCAGACUAAGCUCACUGGACAGACCAGAGGCUUCUCCACCAGACACCAGACACCUGUGGCUGGAGUUCAGCCAUCCUGUGGAAAGCCUGGCCUUGACCGUGGAGGAGGUGGUGGAUGUGCGUCGUGUACUGGUGAAGGCUGAGAUGGAGAAGUUUGUCCAGGACAAGGAGCUCUUCAGCAGCCUGAAGAGGGGGAAGAUUUGCUGCUGCUGCCGAGCCAAGUUCCCACUGUUCUCCUGGCCACCCACCUGUCUCUUCUGCAAGAGAGCCGUCUGCACUUCCUGUAGCAUAAAGAUGAAGAUGCCUUCCAAGAAGUGUGCACACAUCCCUGUCUACACGCUGGGCUUUGAGAGUCCUCAGAGGAUAUCCACUGCCAAAGCCACGCCAACACAGAGGAAAGAUGCCUUCCAAUCCCUGCAAGGGCCACAGUGGAGGAGUGUGGAGGAGGAGUUCCCUCAUAUCUAUGCUCAUGGCUGUGUCCUGAAGGAUGUCUGCAGUGAUUGCACCAGUUUUGUGGCCGAGGUAGUGCGUUCCAGCCGCAAGAGUGUGGAUGUCCUCAACGCCACUCCACGCCGAAGCCGCCAGACCCAGUCUCUCUAUAUCCCCAACACCAGGACUCUUGACUUCAAGUGACUGCCCAAGAUGUCCAGGCCUCAGGGAGGCACUUAACCCAGGCUUGCCCCAGUCCUGGGGCACAGCUACCUGCCUACUGUCCUGGACUGAGCAUGUACAUAUAUACAUAUAUAGAUACAUUUAUA
Messenger RNA from Castor canadensis (American beaver), 2339 nucleotides. RefSeq names its product spire type actin nucleation factor 2 (gene Spire2). NCBI's taxonomy places the organism in Eukaryota, Metazoa, Chordata, Mammalia, Rodentia, Castoridae. The record is from RefSeq and is a predicted model, not a curated record. Gene Ontology annotation, molecular function: microtubule binding; actin binding. Gene Ontology annotation, biological process: intracellular transport; polar body extrusion after meiotic divisions; establishment of meiotic spindle localization. Gene Ontology annotation, cellular component: cytoplasmic vesicle membrane; cell cortex.